This is a messenger RNA of Punica granatum (pomegranate), 2935 nucleotides long. NCBI's taxonomy places the organism in Eukaryota, Viridiplantae, Streptophyta, Magnoliopsida, Myrtales, Lythraceae. The record is from RefSeq and is a predicted model, not a curated record.
UUAGAUAAUGAGUGAAUUUUAACUGCGUUACACAGGAUUUCGAAAUCCACUGUAAGAGAACGAACACUCUCGAAUGCGAUUUGAAAGUUGAAACAAGAAAAGUUCAAAUUUGUUGGAUGAUGCGCAUACAUAAAAUUUUCUAUGUAGUCUCCUCCAUUUUCCUAAUCCUUCUGUCUCCUUCCAACACAGUCAUAAGAUAAGAGCAUGGAAUUGUUGCAACAGACUUCUUAGAUCAUGGAUGCUUCCACACUGAUAUGGCUCUUCUCCCUUCACACUUUCCUUCUACUCCUCCACCGAUCCCACUGCAAAACCUUAACCACAAUCAACCCGAGCCUUGCCCUUUAUGACGGCGACAUUCUGAUCUCUGACAACAAGAACUUCGCACUUGGGUUCUUCAGCCCUGGAAAUUCUACCCGCCGCUUCGUUGGCACUUGGUACAACAAGGUUAGUGAACGUACAGUUUUCUGGGUUGCUAACAUAGACAGGCCAAUCAACGACACCUCUGGGGUUCUCUCAAUCGACUCCCAUGGAGACCUUGUCCUCCACUGCUGCAGCAACGGAAGCUCACCCCUUUGGUCCACCAAUGUGCGGACGACAGUUUCAGACAAUGCCACAACUGCUCAGCUACAAGACACAGGCAACUUAAUUUUGCUCCAACGGCCAAGCAAUCGUGUCCUGUGGCAGAGCUUUGAUUACCCCACAGAUACCAUGAGCCCUUUCAUGAAACUUGGGCUGGACUGGAGAACCGGCAAGGACCGAUUCCUGACCUCUUGGAAGUCCAAGGAUGACCCAGGACCGGGGAAUUUCACAUACAGGUUCGACCCAACAGGUUACCCGCAAAUAUUUCUCUACAAGAAUGCGGCUCCACUUUGGCGGACAGGGCCAUGGACGGGCCUGCGUUGGAGCGGCCUCUUCGGCAUGAGCAGCAAUUACAUCUUCAACUUCAGCUUUGUGAAUGACCAUGAAGAGGUCUCAUUUUCCUAUUGGAUGAGGAAUGCUUCGAUCUUCUCCAGGUUGGUCAUAGAACCCAGCUGCACGAUCCAGCGGUCCACUUGGCAUACCCGGGAUGGCCGGUGGAAUGAGUUAUGGAGUUCACCUGUGGAAGAUUGCGACUACUACAUGGCUUGCGGGCCUAACAGCAACUGCAACCCAUAUAACGCAGAACAGUUCAGAUGUACUUGCCUUCCAGGGUUUGAGCCCAGGUCGCCGGCAGAUUGGUUCCUCAGGGAUGGGUCUGGUGGAUGCAUAAGGUCCCCUGGGGCCUCUACAUGCCGGAGCGGAGAAGGAUUUGUCAAGGUGGCCCUUGUGAAAGUCCCCGAAACUUCCCGAGCCUAUGUCGACAUGGACUUGAGCCUCAAAGAGUGCGAGCAGGAGUGCCUGAAGAACUGUUCAUGCACAGCCUACACAAGCGCUGAUGAGAGAAAUGGAGGCUUUGGGUGCUUGGCAUGGUACGGUGAUCUGCUGGAUAUAAGGACAUUUUCUAAUAUUGGGCAGGAUUUAUAUAUACGGGUUGAUGCAGCCAGUUUAGCUCAUUUGACGGAGAAGAAUGGAUCUCCUGGGAAGUGGUUAAUAGGGGUAAUUGUAUCAGCUGGAGUGAUUCUGGUGUUGCUCAUCGUCUUGUUUAUAAUGAAGAAAAGGCACCGGAGAACAAGGCCUUCAGCUACAACAAGCGCUGCACAUUAUUGGGUUGAUGAAUCUCGGAAUGUGCAGGACCUCAAAUAUGACAGCAGAACCUCGGAUUUGCCAUUCUUUGAUCUAAACACCAUAGCCACUGCCACAAACAAUUUUUCUUUCAUCAACAAGCUCGGGCCAGGUGGAUUUGGUUCCGUUUAUAAGGGAGUACUUGAUGAUGGAAAGGAAAUAGCGGUUAAGAGAUUGUCGAAAUCUUCAGGGCAAGGAAUCGAAGAGUUUAAGAAUGAGGUCACGUUGAUUGCUAGGCUGCAGCACAGGAAUCUCGUGAAGAUACUAGGCUGCUGUAUCCAAGAAGACGAGAAAAUGCUGAUUUAUGAAUACCUGCCAAAUAAAAGCUUGGACUCAUUUCUUUUUGAUGAAGAUAAGAAGGCUCUGCUCGACUGGAGAAAGCGCUUUGCGAUCGCUUCUGGAAUAGCUCGAGGGAUCUUGUACUUACACCAGGAUUCAAGGUUGAGAAUCAUCCACCGGGAUCUGAAAACAAGUAACGUGCUGCUCGACGAUUCAAUGAACCCAAAAAUCUCUGAUUUUGGCAUGGCUAGGAUAUGCAGAGGGGACCAGAUCCAAGGAAAUACCAGAAGAGUCGUGGGGACGUAUGGUUACAUGUCACCGGAGUACGCGAUGCAAGGUUUUUUUUCAAUAAAAUCUGAUGUUUACAGUUUCGGAGUCAUGAUGUUGGAGAUCAUUUCUGGGAAGAGAAAUAGCAGCUAUCAGGAUAAUUCAUCUUGUAACCUAAUUGGCCGUGUUUGGGAGUUGUGGAAAGAAGGAUCGUGCUUGGACAUUGUUGACCCAUUAAUGGGCAAUAUGUAUCCUGACGAUGAGGUCCUCAGAUGCAUCCAGAUCGGGUUGCUUUGCGUGCAAGAAUUCGCAAUGGAUAGGCCGACCAUGUCUGCAGUUGUGUUCAUGUUGGAGAACAACGUGAGGCUUCCUUCUCCGAAGCAGCCUGCUUUUGCUUUUACAAGGAUACCGGGCAGAGCCGGCACCUCUUCAUCAAAUGAAAGAUCCAACUCAGUAAACAACAUGUCCCUUACUGUUGUCAAAGCUCGUUGAGUGCAAUUUUUUUCUAGGAUUGGUACAUUAAGCAAAUGUAUUUGUACCAUUUGGUCGUGCUCAAGUAGCUGGGUUUGAAAUUACUGAGAGGAUAUAUAUGUACCGAGAACCUUGAUUUUUUAUCUUCUUCUUGAUUCUUUAUUGAUUCAUUCGUACUGUCAACUAACAGUAUUUCUGCAAAUCCAAAAUUCCACUC